UUUUGAUGGAACUGUUGCUUGUCUGAACUAUAUAGCUGCACACAGAACUCGAAUCAAUGUAGUAUAUUGUCUUUGUUCUUGAGAGACAAUCACUUGAACUAUAUGGACACAGUAUGAGCCCUCCGUUACCACCAAUGUUGCUUGAGUUAGAGCAGACGUAGCUACUGCUACCUGAGCAAUAACCAGAUGUCUGAUAAGAGUAGCAUCAAUCUCCAUAGUAUUGAGUAGUCCCAGUUGAGGAACACCAUCUUUGUGAAGAGCUCUUGACUCAGGCUCUGCAGGUUGAGCGACUUGAAGUGGACAAGUCUCUAUCUAGAUUCACCUCUGUGGCAUAGCUUAAUGCCAACAUUGCUAUUAUAAUCAGGAACAUCUAUAACUAAUUAUUUCAAAAAUUUC
Molecule: messenger RNA, 396 nt
Organism: Moneuplotes crassus
Lineage: Eukaryota; Ciliophora; Spirotrichea; Euplotida; Euplotidae
Source: the annotation of a GenBank genome assembly